Calliphora vicina (urban bluebottle blowfly) is the source of this 2512-nucleotide messenger RNA. RefSeq names its product SDA1 domain containing protein Mys45A (gene Mys45A). The record is from RefSeq and is a predicted model, not a curated record. Gene Ontology annotation, cellular component: nucleolus. NCBI's taxonomy places the organism in Eukaryota, Metazoa, Arthropoda, Insecta, Diptera, Calliphoridae. Gene Ontology annotation, biological process: ribosomal large subunit biogenesis; ribosomal large subunit export from nucleus. The transcript is spliced from 3 exons. Bases 110 to 2377 code for a protein of 755 amino acids.
CAGACAAAAACAUAAAAACGUGCUCGUCUAAAUUUUUUCUUUUCUUUUUGGUGAAGAUUUAAAAAAGUCGAAAAAAUUAAAGCAAAUCUUAAAACAAUAAAACCACAUUAUGGUACGGCAUAAUAAUCAAUUGCCGGAUAAUCUGCCGCAGUUACAGAAUUUAAUCAAACGUGAUCCAGAAUCUUACAAAGAUGAAUUUCAUCAACAGUAUAGGCAUUUUCUUAGCAGCCUGGAAGUUUUUGCCUUGAAUCCUACCGAGGAAAACAAAUCCUUAGAUGAAUUGGUUAUGUUUAUAGCACAGGUGGCUCAAUGUUAUCCUGAUGUAUGUCUACAAUUUCCACAACAUUUGGUUGAUUUGUUGAAAAAUCAUGCUACCACGUUGGAUCCAGUUAUGCGUAAUUGUUUUGUUAAGGCCUUGAUAUUGCUGCGCAAUAAAAAUCUUAUACCUGCCUUGGACUUGCUGGAAUUAUUUUUCCAAUUGUUGCGCUGUCCCGACAAACAUUUGCGUACAUUUUUACAGAAUCAUAUUAUUACCGAUAUUAAAAAUAUGAAUGCCAAACAUAAGGAUAUGAAAUUGAAUUCUACACUACAGAAUUUUAUGUACUCCAUGCUAAAGGAUGCAAAUCCAAAGGCCGCAAAAAUGUCAGCUGACAUUAUGAUUGAGCUGUAUAAGAAAGAUAUUUGGAAUGACGAAAAGACCGUUAAUGUCAUUGCAACUGUGGGAUGUUUUUCGAAAAUAACUAAGGUGCAAGUAGCCUCUUUGAAAUUUUUCUUGGGCCAUGAUGACGAUGGGGAGAAGGGUUCUGAUGGUUCGGAUAGUGAAAAUGAAGUUGAUUUAAAAUCUGCUCUCAUCCAAAGUCGUGUCAAUAAAAAGACCAAGAAACGUAAGAAGCAAUUGGAUCAACUUAAAAAGCAGGCUAUUAAACAGCAAAAGAAAAAGAAGAAUGCGGUGGCUUUCAAUUUCUCUGCCAUUCACUUGAUACACAAUCCUCAGGGCAUGGCCGAGGGACUUUUCAAACAAUUACAGGCUGGAAAUGAACGUUUCGAGGUUAAACUAAUGCACUUGGAUGUCAUUUCUCGUCUCAUUGGUAUACACGAACUGUUUCUUUUCGCUUUUUAUCCCUACAUAACUCGUUUCAUACAGCCACAUCAAAGGCAGGUUACCAGAAUUUUACAGUUUGCCGCACAGGCUUCUCAUGAACUAGUACCGGGCGAUGUGGUGGAACCCAUUUUGAAAACAAUUGCUAAUAAUUUUAUCACUGAGCGCAAUUCAUCGGAUGUUAUGGCUAUAGGUUUGAAUGCAACACGAGAAAUUUGCCAAAGAUGUCCUUUGGCCAUGGGAGAAGAUUUGCUCAAGGAUUUGACCAUGUAUAAGACGUACAAAGAGAAGUCCGUUAUGAUGGCUGCUCGUUCAUUAAUUAUUUUGUACAGGGCACAACUGCCAGCAUUGUUGCACAAAAAAGACCGUGGCCGUUUGACCGAAGCUCAGGCUGAACUUAAACCAAAAGCUUAUGGUGCUGUUGACGUACAUGAAUCUAUUCCGGGUGCUGAGGCCUUAUUGAAGAGUUCCAAAACCAUUGAUUUGGGCAGUGAUAGCGAUGAGACAGAUUCCAAUGAUGGUGAUUGGGUCAAUGUAACUCACAGUGAUGGUGAAGACUAUGGUGAGGACGACGACGUUGAAGAAGCAAGUGAUGAUGAAGAGGACGAAGACGACGAGGAAGAUGAUGAUGAAGACGAUGACGAUGAAGAUUGUGAGGAUGAAGAUGACGAAAGUGUUGCUAGUGACGAAGAGGAUGAGGAAGAAGAUGAAGAAGAACAACCAGAAAAGAAAAAGAAUGAAGCCAAAAAUAAAAAGGCCCGCUCCGCAUCCAUUUCAUCUAAAGCCUCCUCAAAAUCUUCCAAAAAGUCUCAAAAAGGCAAGAAAAAAUCUUCUGAACUUCCUGAAAAUGCCACCAUACUGAACGAAAAAGAGGCCGCUCAAGAAUUAGCACUUACACGCAUCUUCACCGACGAAGACUUUAAACGUAUCAAUGCUGCAAAUGUCAAGAAAGCCGUAACAAAUGCUCGCAAGAGGCCACUGGAAAAAGAUCGCGAAGAAUUUGUCAAAUUAGAUAAAAUCGAAAUGAUCUAUAAGAAACGUAAGCAUGACAAAGAUACGCGUCUGGAGACGGUGCAAGGUGGUCGUACAGAUCGUGAGAAAUUUGGCUGGAAGGAUGGCCGUAAGAAUGAAAAUUGCUCAAAGACUAAUCGUGAGAAGGAGAAACGUAAGAAUUUCGUUAUGAUGCGUCACAAGGCCAGAUCCAAGGUGAAGAAGAGUUUCCGCGAUAAACAACAGGCGAUGAGAAAACAUUUGCUGCACAUAAAGAAAAUGAGGUAAUGCUGCAAUAAAAUAUGUGUGUUUCCUUUAACAAAAUAUGUUUGUUAAAAUUUUAUUGUAGAUUUUUAGGUGAAGUUAAAAUAUAAUAAUAAAUUAAAUAUAUUAUUCUUUUAUAUUUAAAAAAAGGAACAAAAA